Messenger RNA from Fomitopsis serialis, 1475 nucleotides. RefSeq lists its product as uncharacterized. Bases 237 to 1394 code for a protein of 385 amino acids. Lineage: Eukaryota; Fungi; Basidiomycota; Agaricomycetes; Polyporales; Fomitopsidaceae. The transcript is spliced from 6 exons. The record is from RefSeq and is a predicted model, not a curated record.
AGCUGAUUGUACCCUUACGCAAAGUGUCACGGCGAGGUCUGCUGCGUCCGCGGUCUUCGCGAACACUGGCAACGGCAAGAACGCAGGAGGAGCCGGGAAGGCUGCUGCUGGCGCUGCUGCAGCUGGCAAGGGCGGUAACGCUGGAGCUGCUGCAGCCGCUAAGGGCGGUAACGCUGGAGGUGCAGCGGCCGCCAAGGGCGGUAACGCCGGGGCCGCUGCAGCCGCCAAAGGUGGCAAUGCCGGGAACAACAACAACAACAACGGCAAUGCUACUGCUGCCGCUGCUGCCGGUAACAACGGCAACAACAACGGCAAUAACAACAACAACGGGCAACAACAACAACAACGGCGGUGAUCAGAGCUCGCUGACGCUCGACCCUCAGCUAGUCCAGACCGGCUUCGAGCAGGAUGGUCAGGGCGCUGACGCGGACCCAGGGCAGGUAGCAUCGGCCACGUCGAACAACAACUUCAUCAACUACUGCGGCACGACCAACCUCCCCCUCACGAACGGCACGCAGAUCAAGACUGGUUCGUGUAAUGCCGCACCAAUGGGUAUGAUCGCCGCGACGACCGCGAUGCCCUCGUCGAAGUUCGUCAACCCGAAGAACCUCGACACGGUCCCGGCGAACCAGAACAUCACCAUCCAGAUGGCGAUCAGCAACCUCGACACCGGUAACUUCGUCAACCCGAACACGAACUACUUCUCCGCGCCCCAGCAGACCUCCUCGAGCGGUGUCAUCCAGGGCCACUCGCACGUCGUCGUCGAAGCGAUCGACUCGCUCACGAGCACGGCCACCACGGACCCGACGAAGUUCGCCUUCUUCCAGGGGUUCAACGACGCAGCGCAGAACGGUAUCCUCUCCGCAACCAUCGCUGGUGGUCUUCCCGAGGGCGUGUACAAGAUGUCCUCCAUCAACUCCGCCGCCAACCACCAGCCUGUCCUCGUCGCCGUCGCGCAGCACGGUUCCCUUGAUGAUGCUGUCUACUUUACCGUGUCAAACAACGGUGGUGGCAACAACAACGCCGGCGGUAACAACAACAACGCCGGCGGAACAACAACAACGCCGGCGGCAACAACAACAAUGCCGGCGGCAAUGGUAAUGCGGCUGCCUCUGCCUCUGCGGCCGCUGCCUCUUCGUCUGCAGCAGCGGCGUCGAACAACGGUGGCAAGGGCAACGCUGGUGCCGGUGCUGCUGGCGCGAAGGGUGGUGCUGCUGCCGGCGCGAAGGGUGCUGCAGCCGCCGGUGCUGGCGCGAAGGGUGGUGCUGCAGGCGCGAAGGCAGGUGCGGCAGCAGGCGCUGCUGGUGCAAAGGCUGGCGCCGCUGGUGCGAAGGGCAAGCGGUGGCUCUGGGAAUGAACGACCACCGUCGUGCCGUGACAGCUGCCCGUCGUGAUCCCGCUCGCGUGUUACCCCCUUCGUCUUCGUUCCCCAUCUGUAUCGCAUCUCCCUCUCGUCUGUACAAGUAGCGCUGUCU